AGCUUAUGUAGUUCUUUCUGGGUUUGGAAAUUUUUUUUAGCUGCUACCUUUUUUUAUUUUAAUUCUCUUUCAAGAAUGAUAUUCUUUAUAAUAAUUGAAGAAUUUGUUGUACAAACUAUAAUUGUUCUUUGAGGAAUCUAUUGAAGGUGGGGGAACUAGAUAAUUAAUAUUGAACUUCAAUUUUUGUUGAGUAGUUCAAUUUCACCCAGUAGUUUUGUACUUGUAUCAUUUGUGGGAGAUAAUGAUCUUUAUAUUAGAACAGUUUUUAAUAUGGAUUUCUACCGUAAAUUUAUUGAUUCUCCAGUGGUAAAUCUCUUGCUGUUUUACUAUUAGUAUGCUGUUUAUGACAGAAAACUGAUUACUUUUGCUCCACCCUUCCUUUCUACCUAGAAUUGUGAGCUACUGAGUGAGGGAUCAUGCAAGGCUUGCUGUGUUUCGCUUUGCGUUGUCAUUAUAUGCUUGUCUUUAUCUACUUUUUCAUUAUUCUACAGCUCACAUGUGUUCUACCCCUCCAGUUGUCUUUGUCCGCUUUUAUGCUGUGUUUUUGUCAAGUCAUUAGUUGUAGCACUUGGUUGGGAAGGGGUUCAGAUAUAAACAAGAGUUCUCGUCGACUAAUGAUAUGUAACGCAUGACUCUAUUUGAAACUGCUAAGUUUGAUGAGAAUGUUGACAGCUAUCCUGCCAAUUUACUGUCAUGACUUUGCCUGAAAUAAAGAUAUAGUGUAAGAUGGAAGUGCAAAAUCAUGAUCAUGGUCACAUGAUUGAAGUAAUUGGAGAUGUGCAAGCAGUAGGGCCUAGCAUUGUGGGAAGUAAAAUUUGUGGGGAGGCACCUUCCUGUGGAUUUAAAGACGCAAAAAACAGUUCGAUUGAUAUGAGGGAGCGAAAUGCAUCCAUGCGGAAGCUUUUCAUAGCAGCUGUUUGCUGCAUCGUUUUUAUGAGUAUAGAAGUAGUGGGAGGUAUUAAAGCAAACAGUCUUGCAAUAUUGACUGAUGCUGCUCAUUUGUUGUCGGAUGUUGCUGCUUUUGCCAUUUCCUUGUUCUCUCUCUGGGCCUCUGGUUGGGAGGCAACUCCACGCCAGUCAUAUGGGUUCUUCCGGAUUGAAAUACUUGGUGCCCUCGUUUCCAUUCAGAUGAUCUGGCUUCUUGCUGGGAUUCUUGUUUAUGAAGCCAUUGUCCGCCUUAUCAAUGGUCCGGGAGAAGUCAAGGGGCUGCUUAUGUUUGCUGUUUCUGCAUUUGGGUUGGUUGUUAACAUAGCUAUGGCUCUGCUGCUCGGUCACGAACAUGGUCAUGCUCAUUCUCAUGGCCACAGUCAUGGACAUGGUGAUCACAACCACGGUCCUGGUGGCCACGAACACGGUCAUGAGGAUCAUAGGCAUCACCAUGGGAUUAGUGUUACCGCACACCACCACCACCACCCCCACCACGAAGAAGAGGGAGCUGCCGGCGAUAGUGUUAAGCAUCAACAUCAUCACGCACAUGAGGAAUCAGUAACUACACCCUUACUUGAAAGCCAUUCACAAAAGGUUACCAAGACCCAGAAAAGAGAACGAAACAUAAACGUCCAGGGGGCUUACCUUCACGUACUCGGAGAUUCCAUCCAAAGCGUUGGAGUGAUGGUUGGCGGGGCAAUCAUAUGGUAUAAACCCGAAUACAAGAUUCUUGAUCUGAUAUGCACUCUCAUUUUCUCUGUAAUUGUGCUAUACACAACAAUUCAAAUGCUCCGAAACAUCCUCGAGGUUCUAAUGGAGAGUACACCGCGAGAGAUUGAUGCAACGAAGCUCGAGAAGGGUCUAUGCGAGAUGGAGGAAGUAGUUGCAGUUCAUGAACUGCACAUCUGGGCGAUAACGGUUGGAAAGGUUCUAUUGGCAUGCCAUGUUAUAAUAAAGCCAGAGGCAAAUGCAGAUAUGGUAUUGGACAAUGUUAUAGAGUAUAUCAAAAGAGAGUACAACAUCAGCCAUGUCACCAUUCAGAUAGAGCGCCAGUAGAUUUUCGGAUUGAAUCCAUGAAUGUUUAUUUGUAGGUUUGGUUUAAAAGGAAAGAUUUGCUUCUUUUGAAUUCCCAAGAGUUUAACGUCUUCAUUUUUCUUCUUA
Molecule: messenger RNA, 2088 nt
Organism: Cucurbita maxima (winter squash)
Lineage: Eukaryota; Viridiplantae; Streptophyta; Magnoliopsida; Cucurbitales; Cucurbitaceae
Product: metal tolerance protein 1-like
Exons: 2
Coding region: 727-1983 (418 amino acids)
Biological process (GO): zinc ion transmembrane transport
Cellular component (GO): plasma membrane; vacuole
Molecular function (GO): zinc ion transmembrane transporter activity
Source: RefSeq, a predicted model, not a curated record